UAGGUCUGACACAACGGAAUUGUGUCACGUGGGGCGUCGUCGGCCGGCGCGGAGGUCGCUGGAGUCCAAGAUGGCGGCGGAGCUAGUGGAAGCGAAGAACAUGGUCAUGAGUUUUCGAGUAUCAGAUCUUCAGAUGCUUCUGGGAUAUGUUGGACGCAGUAAAAGUGGUUUGAAGCAUGAGCUUGUCACUCGUGCAUUGCAACUGGUGCAGUUUGAUUGCAGCCCUGAAGUCUUCAAGAAAAUAAAGGAGCUUUAUGAGACUAGGUAUUCAAAGAAGGUCACUGAUGUUGUUCCUGCUGCCCCAGUGCCACAACCACACCGUUCACCAGACUCUUUGGCUGUCCAUCCAUCUUAUGACCAUGGAACAUCGGGCCCAAGGACUUCUCUUUCUCCACCUAACAUGGACUACCCAGCCCUCUAUGGCAAACAUGUUAAUGGCCUUUCCCGUAUACCUCCCAAAAUAAUGACCAAACCUGAGGUUCGACUUGUGAAGCUGCCCUUUUAUGAUGUAGUGGAUGAACUUUUAAAACCAACGGAGCUUGUUGCACAGAACAGUGAAAAACUCCAAGACAGUCCCUGUGUUUUUGUGCUGUCUCCAAGACAAGUGGACCUAAUAAAAAAUUCAAGGGAUUUGCAUCCUGGCACUAAAUCUGUUCAGGUUGUCUUGAGGAUUUGUUACACUGACACUAGCUGUCCACAAGAGGAUCAGUACCCUCCCAACAUUGCUGUAAAGGUCAAUCACAACUAUUGUUCAGUGCCGGGUUACUACCCCUCCAAUAAACCUGGUGUUGAACCCAAGAGGCCGUGCCGCCCUAUAAAUCUUACUAAUCUCAUGUAUCUGUCUUCAGCUAGCAACAGAGUUACGGUCACCUGGGGAAACUAUGGCAAGAGUUAUUCUGUGGGCUUGUAUUUGGUGAGACAGAGAACCUCAUCUGAACUUUUACAACGUUUAAAAACCAUCGGUGUGAAACAUCCAGAAUUGUGCAAGACCCUUGUUAGGGAAAAACUGCGUCUCGACCCAGAUAGUGAGAUUGCGACCACUGGUGUAAGAGUAUCACUUAUUUGUCCGCUUGUAAAGAUGCGCUUAACUGUACCAUGUCGAGCAGAGACCUGCGCUCACCUGCAGUGCUUUGAUGCAGUCUUCUAUUUACAAAUGAAUGAAAAGAAACCAACAUGGAUGUGUCCUGUGUGUGACAAACCUGCUCAAUAUGAUCAACUUAUAAUUGAUGGACUUUUGUCAAAGAUCCUCAGUGAGUGUAAGGAUGCCGAUGAAAUUGAAUUCCUGGUUGAUGGGUCUUGGCGUCCAAUAAAAGCGGAGAAAGAGAGGAGCAGCAGUCCACUCUGUCCUAUUCUUGAUUUAGGCUCUCCGGAAAUGACUGCAAAGGUCCCCCCUCCUAGCAGCACCGUAUCAACUGAGAAUGGAAAGCCUGGGCCAGAUGUGGUUGAUCUGACACUGGACAGCUCUUCGUCUUCAUCGUCCUCCUCUGAAGAAGACGAGGAAGAGGAGGAGGAGGACCGUCCAUCACAUAAGAGACGCUGCUUUGAAAAAGGACUCUUAUCAGCUUGCUGACCCCCCCCCCCCCCCCCCCUCCCCUCCUGCUUUCUUACACUGAACUUGGACUUAAUUGCAAACAGAUGCAGCUGGGUGCUGUUAUAUCCCCUCUUCCUACCAAGACCUGUAUGCAUCACAAUUUUUGCAAUGUCCCUUGUACAAUUUAGGAGGCAUAGAACAUCAUGUUGACCUUCAGUGGGCGAAUACUCGGUCUUCAUUCCCCCCUUUUAUUUUUAUUAUUUUUUCUAUUUUAAUGAAAUGUAUAUUGACAGUGGGCCCAGGAGACAGACUGAGGGGAGAAACCAUUCCAUGCCUCCUUAUCAACCACUCUCCUUGCCUUUAGAAACACAUUUGAAAUGCAGACUUUUUCCCCCCUUUGCUCUCAUGUAUGAGCAGUGAAGGGGCACAGUAGUAUAGUUAAAUAUUUGGAACAAUUGGAUUGUCAUUCAAGGGAUGUGAAUGUUGGUGGGAAAAUAAAUGCAAAAGAUUAAUACUGUAAAUACCGUAUCUAUUUAGAGAUGAACUUUGAUGAUGACACAGCCAUUAUGGGAUUGAAAGAAUGGCCGGCUCAAUAUACUAACAUCCUGCAGAUAUGUGGGAGUGGGGUUUUAUUCUUCAGUCUGUUUAGUAAUAUGCAAAAGCGGGGGGGAGGGGGGGUGCAGAUUUUUGUAAGCAACAUUGAGGGUGGGAGAGGGGUUUACACAAUGCUUUCAGUCAAACUACCUCUCUGCUAUUCAGGUUUUUGUUUGUGCUAGUUAGGGGAGGGGUAAAUGCUGCUCUAGACCUCUUUCUUUCUCCUCCCCACAAUAAUCCUCCUUAUUACAUCCUUCACUCUGCUGCCCCCUCGCUCCACACAGUCUGUUCUCAUACCAUAGGAAAAUUUUAAGAAAAAAAUGCUAUGGAGAGGGUUCAAAUUAUAUAUAUGCACUUGCUAAGGGGUCCAUUAGGGUAAGAUGUCCUAGCAGUCUUCUUCAUUUCGUAGGUGAAUGCAUUUGCAGAGUCCCAGCAUACUACACACAAGGUGCACACAUCAUAGAUUUUCAUGUACUUCUGCCCUCACCAGAGCCUUAUUUUUAUUAUCUUUAGUCUAGUCAUAUGUGGGUAGGUGAC
Molecule: messenger RNA, 2662 nt
Organism: Bufo bufo (common toad)
Lineage: Eukaryota; Metazoa; Chordata; Amphibia; Anura; Bufonidae
Gene: PIAS4
Product: protein inhibitor of activated STAT 4
Exons: 11
Coding region: 71-1570 (499 amino acids)
Biological process (GO): protein sumoylation; regulation of transcription by RNA polymerase II
Molecular function (GO): SUMO ligase activity; transcription coregulator activity; zinc ion binding
Source: RefSeq, a predicted model, not a curated record